Pieris macdunnoughi is the source of this 1020-nucleotide messenger RNA. NCBI's taxonomy places the organism in Eukaryota, Metazoa, Arthropoda, Insecta, Lepidoptera, Pieridae. The record is from the annotation of a GenBank genome assembly.
AUGUGGCGAUUCCUUAUAUUAUUUAUAUUAAUUUGUGUGUUUCAACAAUCAAAGGGGGAGGUAUUCGAAGAUAUAACUAGUAAGCAAACGUCGGUAAACGAUGUAGAGAAAACUAUCAGAAAAAUAGAGCGACUAACCAUAGACGCUGAGAAGGCUCGUCGCGAGAGUAUAGUUCCUAUCGAAGAUACAGAAAAACUCUAUGAUGAAAUCGCUAGGUUAUUAGGUGACUUAACUGAACUUAUAGCCGCUAAGAACAACACAUAUGCAUUCUUCAAAGUACAUGGUGUUGACACAGUCAUCAUACCUAAUAUAAGAACAACAUAUGACUCCUUACGAGGGCAGCUUUUGAAUCUUAUUAAGACAUUAUUUAAAUCAGCACCGACCACCACUAACACGUUAUUACCGAUCAAUAUUGUUGAUAUGUUGCUAGAUGUAUUCGAAAAUGAUGACAAUUUGGCAUUAAAAGCACACGCCUUAGACAUUCUCUACUUUUGGCUUCCAAAUAACCCAAAGUUACAAGCACGGGUGAUGAAAGUAAAAGGCCUGGAACCGUUUUACAGGCAAAUAUCGAAGCUAGAUUCUGAAGUUGUUUUUAAAUUGUUAGAUCUGUUUAACACGGUACUGGAGGAACAUUUGGCUGCGCGGAACAAAGAUCAAAGGAACAGAAUCGACUAUGAGAAUUUUAGAAUGUACCAGAUGAUAGGUUUGAUUGAACGAAUGUCUACUGUGAUGGUCUGUGAUGGCCUUCUAAAUAUUUUCAAAGUCGCGGUGACGUUAAGCGAAAAUGCUGAAGAGGUUUUAGCACCAGUUUUUAAACUGAUGAAAAAUAUAAAGCCGUAUUGUAUGAAGCUAUAUAAAUCGAAGGAGUCCGCGGUGAAUAUAUUUAAUGAUAUGCAUAAGUAUAUAAGAGAUAAUAAAGAUAUUAAUUUUGAAGCAUUAGGACUGAACUACACCGAAAUAGAAUUAAUUUUAAAUGAUUAUAAUGAACAACUACGAGAACAUUACAAAGAUGAAUUGUAA